GGAAGUAAUUCAGUCGUUCUUCUUCGUUGAAUCUGCGUUUUUUUCAACGUCUUUAGUGAAACACGUCCAUUCAUUUUUAAGUUGUUUUGAAGUUAUAUCCACUUUUUGUGUUCUGAGCCGGGAUGAUUGAGCCUAAGAAGAGACCCGGGGACAUGGCGCUGGUUCCCUCCGCCAUGAAGCGGCCGCGGACGGAGCUGGUGGCGGCGGCUCAGUCCCAACAGCUCGUGGCUUCGGGCCCACCGCGCACCUCCAGCCUGCAGGCCCCCAUUAUGUUGAUGUCUGGCCACGAGGGCGAAGUCUACUGCUGCAAGUUUCACCCCAACGGAGCCACCUUGGCCUCCUCGGGAUUCGACAGGCUGAUCUUGAUGUGGAACGUUUACGGGGACUGUGAGAACUAUGCCACCCUGAAGGGCCACAGCGGAGCCGUGAUGGAGCUGCACUACAACACAGACGGCAGCGUGCUGUUUUCAGCGAGCACAGACAAGACGGUGGGAGUCUGGGACAGUGAGACGGGCGAGAGGAUGAAGCGUCUGAAGGGCCACACCUCCUUCGUUAACACCUGCUACCCGGCUCGCCGGGGGCCGCAGCUGGUCUGCACGGGCAGCGACGACGGGACCAUCAAGCUGUGGGACGUCCGCAAGAAGGGGGCCAUCCACACUUUCCAGAACACCUACCAGGUUCUGGCCGUGACGUUUAAUGACACCAGUGAUCAGAUCCUGUCUGGAGGCAUUGACAAUGAUAUCAAGGUUUGGGACCUGCGGCAGAACAAGUUGAUCUACAACAUGCACGGCCACGGCGACUCGGUAACGGGGCUCAGCCUGAGCUCCGAGGGCUCCUACCUCCUGUCCAACUCCAUGGACAACACGGUUCGGAUUUGGGACGUGAGGCCAUUCGCACCCAAGGAGAGAUGUGUCAAGAUCUUCCAGGGAAACAUCCAUAACUUUGAAAAGAACCUGCUGAGGUGCUCCUGGUCCACCGACGGCAGCAAGAUCGCUGCGGGUUCUGCUGACAGGUUCGUGUACAUCUGGGACACCACAUCACGCCGGAUCCUCUACAAGCUGCCGGGUCACGCCGGCUCCGUUAACGAGGUGGCCUUCCACCCGGAGGAGCCCAUAGUGAUGUCGGGCUCCAGUGAUAAGCGUCUGUACAUUGGGGAGAUUCAGUAGGACGUGUGUGUGAGUGUGUGUGUGUCCUGGGAGCCUCCUCAGAACAACCUCAGGAUGAAGUUUAUUACGCCCGGCCACAAAGGGCCUCCGCGGUGACUUUUUUAUUACUCUGAUUUGUUUCUUUUUAAUAAACCUCAAUGUUCUGGAAAGAAAACCCCCCUCGUGUUGUUGUUGUUACAUCUGAUGGUUUCCAUCCGCCCUUCUUCACCCUUUUAAACGGACCCAUUUGCUUUUAA
Molecule: messenger RNA, 1402 nt
Organism: Menidia menidia (Atlantic silverside)
Lineage: Eukaryota; Metazoa; Chordata; Actinopteri; Atheriniformes; Atherinopsidae
Source: the annotation of a GenBank genome assembly